Messenger RNA from Eimeria necatrix, 1434 nucleotides. Its product is annotated as Protein with signal peptide plus 12 transmembrane domain domain protein, possible tranporter, related. Lineage: Eukaryota; Apicomplexa; Conoidasida; Eucoccidiorida; Eimeriidae. Gene Ontology annotation, biological process: transmembrane transport. The transcript has 13 exons. Gene Ontology annotation, molecular function: transmembrane transporter activity. The record is from RefSeq and is a predicted model, not a curated record. The coding region runs from base 1 to 1434 and encodes 477 amino acids.
AUGGCCUUAGUAGGAGCCUUUCUUAUCCACCUGACUCUUGGAAGUCUACACGCCUUCGGCAAUAUAGCGCCUUCAAUUAUUGCGUAUAUGCGACUACUACAGCCAUCUACUACCAUCCGCUACCACGAUGGGCUUGUGUUGUAUGUCUCCGCGGUGCUGGUCCAGGGCAUAGCAGGGUUCUUUGGCGGAAGGCUUCACAGAGCCCUAGGACCCACUAAGGCGACCCUUCUUGGUGGAUCUGUCAUGAGUAUUGGUCUUGUCAUGUCCGCGUUGACUCUCCAUAGUUGCUUCCUUUUCUGCCUCUCGUUUGGCGUCGUCACUGCCAUUGGGAGCGGCCUCUGCUACCCUGUGCCGCUCACUUGCGCUCUGGAGUGGCAACCAGAUCGAAAAGGCACAGUGAGCUGCGUGAUAUUCCUUGGGCGCAGCUUGUCCGUCUGUCUGCUGUGCCCAAUACAUUCUUUGCUACUUUUUCGCAAUACGCAACACUCGUUGCUCUCCUUUGUCUCACCUGGAGGAGCGGAAGAUGGCUUGGCAGUGCCUGAAGUCUAUGUGUCCGACACAGCUGUGCUGCAACGCCUGCCAGCACUGUUCCUCCUGAUGGCAGGUGCAUGCUUGGCACUUCAGGCCUUGGGCGCUGCGCUCUUAUCUGACCCACCGCCGCUGCCAAUGGACUCUCAUGAACGGCGGAAGCUGAUUGAAGAGAUCCGUUCGCCCUCACCUGCCACGGCGGCUUCGCUGCUAUCCUCCUUCGUGCUGACACCCCAGGACCUUUGCAGCUCUUCGUCAUUCUGGUUGUUGUUCAUGAUGCUGUUCUUUUCUUGGCAGUCUGUACUUGUAGCUGCGUACAUGUGGAAGAUUGUGCCAUUUGUCUUCAUCCACCAUGCUUCUGUUAGCUCCUAUGUCGAUACGCCGGAUCUUAACGUCGCCCCAACGCUGACAGACGGUCUCCAAAGCUGGCAGUCGGUAACAGACUUGCACCUAAGCACAAUUGGCGCAGUUGCAGGCGCUUUGUGCGUAGCGGGGCGUCUAGUUUGGGGCUAUGUCGGCAACAAAGCUGGUAAUAAGCGCGCUCUCAUCAUUAUGAAUCUUUGCAUGGCGGCGCUCUUGGUAACGUUCAUGAGCCGCAGUAUGGCUUCCCCUCGAGAUUUCGCGCUGUGGCUUGCCUUACUUAACGCAUGCCACGGCGGACUGUUUUCAGUGCUGCCAUCCCUCACCUCGGACUUGUUUGGCCACAAGAACUUUGGGCCUGUCUUUUCGCUGCUCUUUGCGGCAAGGCUUUGCGCCGCCGCGUGCAUAUGUGUCGUGCUAGAGCUUGCAGACGGAGUGACGCUGUGCAUGACUUUGGCUGGGUGCCAUGUCCUAUGUGCGGGUUUGGCCCUGGCCUUCCAUCCAACUGAAGCUCUGCCCAAUCCGUAUAAGCUGGUGAUGACCUAA